GCCUCACAGGGAGUCCGCGCCUAAGCGACGCGGGAAGGCGCCACCGCCGCCGCCGCUGGCCAAGGUGCUGGAAACGACAGGCCGGUCGGCCGCUUCGCCAGCUCAAGCACCCGUUGCAGCUGCUGCUGCUUCGCUCCAGCUCCGUCCUCAUGGAAGAGAUGGAAGAAGAGUUAAAAUGCCCUGUGUGCGGCUCCUUCUAUCGGGAGCCCAUCAUCCUGCCCUGCUCUCACAAUUUAUGUCAAGCGUGCGCCCGCAACAUCCUGGUACAGACCCCGGAGUCUGAAUCCCCCCAGAGCCGUCGGGCCUCAGGCUCCGGGGUCUCCGACUAUGACUAUCUGGACCUGGACAAGAUGAGCCUGUACAGCGAAGCGGACAGCGGCUACGGUUCCUACGGGGGUUUCGCCAGUGCCCCCACUACCCCGUGCCAGAAGUCCCCCAAUGGCGUCCGCGUUUUCCCCCCGGCUAUGCCGCCACCGGCCACCCACCUGUCACCGGCCUUGGCCCCGGUGCCCCGCAACUCCUGUAUCACCUGCCCCCAGUGCCACCGCAGCCUCAUCCUGGAUGACCGGGGGCUCCGCGGCUUCCCCAAGAACCGCGUCCUGGAAGGGGUAAUUGACCGCUACCAGCAGAGCAAAGCCGCAGCCCUCAAGUGCCAGCUCUGCGAGAAGGCGCCUAAGGAGGCCACCGUCAUGUGCGAACAGUGCGAUGUCUUCUACUGCGAUCCGUGCCGCCUGCGCUGCCACCCGCCCCGAGGGCCCCUAGCCAAGCACCGCCUGGUACCCCCGGCCCAGGGCCGCGUGAGCCGGCGGUUGAGCCCGCGCAAGGUCUCCACCUGCACAGACCACGAGCUGGAGAACCACAGCAUGUAUUGCGUGCAGUGCAAGAUGCCUGUGUGCUACCAGUGCUUGGAGGAGGGCAAACACUCCAGCCAUGAAGUCAAAGCUCUGGGGGCCAUGUGGAAACUGCACAAGAGCCAGCUCUCCCAGGCGCUGAACGGGCUUUCAGACAGGGCCAAGGAAGCCAAGGAGUUUCUGGUGCAGCUCCGCAACAUGGUCCAGCAGAUCCAGGAGAACAGUGUGGAGUUUGAGGCUUGCCUAGUGGCCCAAUGUGAUGCCCUCAUCGACGCCCUCAACAGAAGGAAAGCCCAGCUGCUUGCACGUGUCAACAAGGAGCAUGAGCACAAGCUGAAGGUGGUUCGAGAUCAGAUCUCUCACUGCACAGUGAAAUUGCGCCAGACCACAGGUCUCAUGGAGUACUGCCUGGAGGUCAUUAAGGAAAAUGAUCCCAGUGGCUUUUUGCAGAUUUCCGACGCCCUCAUAAGGAGGGUGCACCUGACUGAGGACCAGUGGGGGAAAGGCACGCUCACUCCCAGGAUGACCACGGACUUCGACCUGAGUCUGGACAACAGCCCUCUGCUGCAAUCCAUUCACCAGCUCGACUUUGUGCAGAUGAAAGCUUCCUCUCCAGUCCCAGCAACCCCCAUCCUGCAGCUGGAGGAGUGUUGCACCCACAACAACAGCGCCACGCUGUCCUGGAAACAGCCACCUCUGUCCACGGUGCCUGCUGAAGGCUACAUUCUGGAGCUGGAUGAUGGCAAUGGUGGUCAGUUCCGGGAAGUGUAUGUUGGGAAGGAGACGAUGUGCACCGUGGAUGGUCUUCACUUCAACAGCACAUACAACGCUCGCAUCAAGGCCUUCAACAAAACAGGAGUCAGCCAGUACAGCAAGACCCUGGUCCUCCAAACGUCUGAGGUGGCCUGGUUUGCUUUCGACCCUGGCUCGGCACACGCUGACAUCAUCUUCUCCAAUGACAACCUGACAGUGACCUGCAGCAGCUAUGAUGACCGGGUGGUGCUGGGGAAGACUGGCUUCUCCAAGGGCGUCCACUACUGGGAGCUAACCGUGGAUCGCUAUGACAACCACCCUGACCCUGCCUUCGGUGUGGCUCGCAUGGACGUGAUGAAGGAUGUGAUGUUAGGGAAGGAUGACAAAGCUUGGGCAAUGUAUGUGGACAAUCACCGGAGCUGGUUCAUGCACAACAACUCGCACACCAACAGAACGGAGGGAGGGAUCACCAAGGGGGCCACAAUCGGGGUCCUCCUCGACUUGAACAGGAAAACCUUGACCUUUUUUAUCAACGACGAACAGCAGGGUCCCAUAGCCUUCGAGAACGUGGAAGGCCUGUUCUUCCCGGCGGUCAGCCUGAACAGGAACGUGCAGGUCACGCUUCACACCGGGCUCCCAGUCCCUGACUUCUACUCCAGCAGAGCAUCAAUAGCCUAA
Messenger RNA from Enhydra lutris kenyoni (northern sea otter), 2282 nucleotides. RefSeq names its product E3 ubiquitin-protein ligase TRIM9. NCBI's taxonomy places the organism in Eukaryota, Metazoa, Chordata, Mammalia, Carnivora, Mustelidae. The record is from RefSeq and is a predicted model, not a curated record. Gene Ontology annotation, molecular function: protein binding; zinc ion binding. The transcript has 10 exons. The coding region runs from base 150 to 2282 and encodes 710 amino acids.